GCGUCGCGCGCGCAGGACGAGAAUACUUGUGAAGUUGCGCGCGGGUGGGGACGAGUUCGAGGGCGUCGGACAAAGGUUGGUUGCGUUGAGCGGCCGGCCGGCAGCGCAUUUGCGACUCAAACAUGGCAGCGGCUACCAGCGUUGUCGUGCUCGACAGGGGCAACAACACCACCUGCACCAUCAAUUUACACGGAGCCACCGUAGUGUCCUGGCGGGUGAAUAACCAGGAACAGCUGUUCGUUAGUAAGCAAGCUGUGUUCGACGGAAAGAAAGCGAUUAGGGGCGGCAUACCGUUCGUCUUUCCGACCUCAGAAACCAUAGGAAACCAAGAUUCAGACAAAUCGCAAGAGGCACAAUUCGGAACAUGGACGUACGGACCACCCCACGGUUUCGCCAGGAUCAUUCGUUGGAACGUGGAGAAGACACCGGAGCGAUUGCCCAGCGGGGACAUCGAAGCGAUAUUCUCGAUAAUGGACAAUGAAUUCACGCGAUCGCUGUGGAAUUCACAAUUCAGGCUAACGUACAGGCUAAUACUGCGCGAGAAGGAGCUGCAUUUUAAUAUUGGCGUAUAUAACCCGAGCAGAGAAGAUCCCUUCUCCUUUAAUCUGCUCCUACACACUUAUUUCAAGGUACCCGAUGUCAGGAGAUGCCAAAUUACGGGACUGCACGGGUGCACGUUCCUCGACAAGACUAGGGACAACCAAAUUUACCAAGAAGGCCGCGACGUCGUCACGGUGUGCGAAUGGACCGACCGGAUCUAUCAGAACACGCAGCCGGAGCAUAUCAUCACGAAUGUCGUUUCCGGUAGGAAAAUGCGCGUGCAAAAGUACAACUUUCCCGACACGGUCGUUUGGAAUCCUUGGCAGGAGAAGGCGCGCGACAUCCCGGAUUUCGGUGACGACGAAUUUCCUAACAUGAUAUGCGUCGAGAGUGGACAUGUCAGUAGUCCGGUUGUACUAUUACCAGGAACAGCCUUUGAGGCAAGCCAGAUAUUACAGGUGAUGUGAGUAGAGAGUGGACCGACGUCACACGUCAAUGCUGGAGGCGGUACCAAUUCACUGCUUCGCAAUCGUCGCAUCUGCACUCGCAUUGCGUUGCCCAGACUUGCACGAUAUGUUCUCUGAAUCUUUAGGAAUCUUUAGAUAUGAGACGAAGUCUGUAAACUAUGCGAGCCCCCAAAAUCUCUUCGCUUUCCGCUCCCUUGACCAAUCGCUUCCUCGAUACUCUCAACACUGCAUGGUACAGAUUGUAUCUUUUUUUUUUCAUCGAGUCCGUCGAGGAAGCGAUGACCUGUGUAGUAAAGACAAGUAACUUAGUUAAUUUUAUCGAAGAAUCUGUCUUCCUUCGUUUUACUUAUUUUUAUCUUUAUGCUUCGUCCGUGCUUUACGAGGAAUCACGAGAAACUAAAUCCAAAACGGCCAAUCGCGAACGUGAGGGAUAGAUUAAUCAAUUUAUCUCUUUGUUUUCCGCCGUCCAAAUAACAAUCCAACAUAGGAUUUAUAAGUAAGUCAAUUACAUUAUCCGAAAAUAAAAUUGUUAUCUUGUUUGCACAAUAUUUAUUUUCCUUUCAUUAAAAAUAUUUAAAAAAUUGCAGGGAGGUACUCGCAUAUAAGUAUUACGCGGAAGAGAAUAGGAUCCUUUUAUUAGACUUUUAAAGAAUAUUAUCUUAAAAAAAAAACUUGCGGAACGAAUUAAAGUUCACUCGAUUUGUCACAAUAAAUAUGCGUACAUUCCAUAUAUAAAUGGAAAGUGAAAGAAAUAUAUGUCCCAGUUUCGUAUUCUCACCACGUUUAGGUAUUAGCAUGCAGUAUAUUGUUUAUAGAUGUAGAUUGGAAUUAGAUAUGUAAGCAAUUUUGUUAAAUUUACGCGAUAAAACUUUCCCAAGUAUUAUGAUGUAAUUACUCAUUCGUUUUGAUAAACGGAUUCGAUUUAGUUUGCUUGCUGCAAGAUGUACAUUUGGAAUUAGUAAAUAACAUAAAAUGCACUUGAGACGUAUUUUGCGUUAUAUGAGCUAUGAUAAAAAUGUUCUCGCGGAAGACUUUAUAUAUAUACACACACUUUUUAAAAAUGUUUAA
Messenger RNA from Mycetomoellerius zeteki, 2075 nucleotides. RefSeq names its product glucose-6-phosphate 1-epimerase. The record is from RefSeq and is a predicted model, not a curated record. Lineage: Eukaryota; Metazoa; Arthropoda; Insecta; Hymenoptera; Formicidae. Gene Ontology annotation, biological process: carbohydrate metabolic process. Gene Ontology annotation, molecular function: glucose-6-phosphate 1-epimerase activity; carbohydrate binding. Gene Ontology annotation, cellular component: cytoplasm. The coding region runs from base 123 to 1007 and encodes 294 amino acids. The transcript has 7 exons.